AUGGAACCUGAAUCCAAUCCCAUCAAAAGCCAUGAAAGUACCGCUUCAAGAACUCCAACGAAUUUCUUUAACCAGAAUACGUUCGCUGCGUUCUCGUCAAUCAAGCUUAACGAGCAUAAUUUCAAAGCCUGGAGAAAGCAGGCCCUAGCAUGCAUCAAAAUGAACAAGUUACAAAAUCACUUGGAUCCACAAAAAAUUCCGUCAAAGCUCAACUCAGAAACUGGAUCUGCAUCAGAGACUCCAUCAUACACUGAUUGGGAGGCACAAGAUCAAUGCCUAGUGGCUUGGCUCAUGUCAUCUAUGGAAGCAACCUUCGUCAAUCGUGUGGUUGAAUUUGAAUUUGCUUACCAGAUCUGGAAUGCACUUGAAGAUUAUUUUGCUGCGCGUGUGAAGUCAAAGAUCAAGCAGUUGAAGGCACAGCUGAAGACGCUCAAGAAGCACAGCUCCUCAGUCUCAGAAUACAUGGCAAAAAUUAAUCAGGUUGCUGAUUCUCUCAAUGCGCUUGGAGCACCACUUUCCACAGAGGACUACAUUGAGGCAGCGCUUGGAGGACUAGGUGAAGAGUACAGUACCUUUAUCACAGUAACUAAUGGAAGAAUAGAUCAGUUGUCCGAAAGCGAAUUUGAAUCUCAGCUACAAACACAGGAAGAAUUGCUUGAAAGAUUUAGGAAAGUAGAUCUUGGAUCUAUUCAAGCAAAUCUAACGCAAAAAGGUGAUGCACCUAACAACAACUCCUACAACUUCAACAAUAAUUCCAACAAUUUCAGAGGAGGCUUUAGAGGUGGACGUACCAGAGGGUUCAGAGGCGGAGGCGGCAGAUCCUCGUGGUGGCAAGGUAAUCGGCCUCAGUGUCAAGUGUGUGGGAAGAUAGGACACAUUGCGUUGCAAUGUUACCAUCGCUUUGACCAGAGCUACACUAAUCCACAACUCCAACCUCUCAAUGCUACACCUCCUCCUUCCAUGGCAUUCCACAACGGCGGCCUAGUGCAACAUCACACGCCACAAUCCAGCCCUCAACAGCCUGCUGCUCCAAGUCCUCAGGCCUACAUUGCCUUGCCCUCUGCAGUGCCUGAUGCCGGCUGGUAUCCGGACUCCGGAGCGUCGCACCAUAUUACCUUUGACCAGAGUAACCUCAACACAGGAUCAGAAUAUGAUGGAUCACAACAGGUAUAUGGUGGUAAUGGCCAAGGUAUGAAAAUUACACAUAUUGGAAAUUCUAUAUUGCAUGCAUCUCUAUCAAAUAGACCAUUUAGAUUGCAAAACCUGCUCCAUGUUCCUAACAUUUCAAAAAAUUUAAUAAGCGUAGCCAAGUUUGCCCUGGAUAAUUGUGUUUUCUUUGAGUUUUGGCCUUAUCUAUGCAAUGUGAAAUGUCAGAUAACCAGACAGGUUCUACUACAAGGACUCCUUAAGGAUGGCCUCUACAAAUUUGAAGGAAUUUCAGUCAACACAAGUUCUAAUACUCCACACACCACCUCAAUGCCUCUUCAUACACCUAUCAGUGCAAACACCUUGACUCAAAUACCUCCCUCAACCAUAAAACCCAAUAAAACAAAUACACAUACCUGUCUAGCCUCAGAAUCUGCACCCUAUGCCACUGCUGCUCUUGUUCCUACUGCUGUCCGCAUGGCUCCUGUUUCUGCAGCAACCACAUAUGGGAAUAUCAGUGAAUAUCACAACUCUAUAGGAAAUGUAUAUGCAAACAUUACAUGUAAAAAUAGUACCCAAACUAUGCAGUUAUGGCAUCGAAAGCUUGGUCACCCCGGUGACAAAAUAGUUAGUCUUGUCAUGAAAGAAUGUAAUAUCCCUCAUGAAUCAAUAAAUAAAGAAAAUUCUAUUCCUACUUUGUGUCAUGCAUGCUGCAUCAGUAAACUGUAUCAGUUACCUCACCCUGAGUCCCUCACAUCCUACAAACCUCUAGAACUAGUGUUCUCAGAUAUUUGGGGUCCAGCCCCUGUUUACAGCAGACUAGGCCACAGAUACUACAUCUGUUUUAUUGAUGCGAGCACUAGGUAUACCUGCACCUAUUUGUUGGAAUCAAAGGGUCAAGCCUUUGACGCGUUUGUGAAGUUUAAAGCACUCAUUGAAAACAAAACAGGCUUAAAGAUUAAAUCCAUCCAAACAGAUAAUGCAAAGGAAUAUGUCUCAAAUGCAUUCACAGCCUACCUUGCCUCUAAUGGAAUCCAUCACAGACUAACAUGUCCCUACUCCCAUCAACAAAACGGGACCGUUGAAAGAAAACAUCGCCACAUUACUGAAACUGUCCUUACACUACUAGCUCAGGCUUCCUUACCCUUAUCUUUUUGGGGAGAUGCUACCCUCUCUGCCACUUACCUCAUCAACCGACUACCCAGCCCAACUCUCUCCUGCAAGUCCCCAUUGGAACUCCUCCUUGGCCGGAAACCUGACUACUUAUUCCUUAAGCCGUUUGGUUGUACAUGCUACCCCCUCCUCAAACACUACAACCCCCACAAGUUUGACUUCAAAUCUCAUCAAUGUAUCUUCAUUGGGUACUCAGACAACCAGAAAGGGUAUCGAUGCCUGUCCCCACUAGGAAAGGAGUUUGUUUCUAGAGAUGUUGUCUUCAAUGAAUCCGAAUUCCCGUUCCCCCAUCUAUUCCCUGUCUCAACUAACCCUCCUCCAGUGUCCCAAACUCCAAUCAACCCAGGUCCCCUCCUAUUCUCUUUUCCUACUCCGCCUCACCAGCCUCUAGCACCCUCCUCUCAGCCACAGCAGCCCCUUCCUCAACCCCUCUCUCAACCCACUAAUGCCUCUCCCCUCCCAACCCCCAGUCCAAUGCAUUCAUCAUAUAGAAUUUCCAAUAGUGUUAAUUGCAUACCUGUGUCCCAACCUCCUGCAUCUGUUUGUUUCCCUGAUUCUUCUAAUGCUGUGGUUGAUGUUUCGUCUGAUCCUAAUGCCCCUGCAAGUGCUGUUUUGGAGAAUUUGCAGGUGCCGCAACUGCCGCUUGUGGGAGUCCCUCCAUCGAAUGCUCACCCAAUGCAAACUCGGAGCAAAUCGGGGAUCUUCAAGCCACGCUCAUUCGCUGCUGUGGUUCGUGAGGGCUCUGCACGGCGUGACUCUGCUUCCGAGACGCAGGCGGUGGUUCCUGCCUCUGACCCAGUCGGCGGCGGUGGCGCUUCUGGUCUUCAGGCCCUCGUGGCGGUGCCAGCUGCAGGUGCUGCCCGGUCCGCCCGAGCCCUAGCUUCUGCGGCAGCCUCUGACCUUGUGUCUCGCAUCCCUAAUUCUGUGGGUGAGGCGUUGUGUAGUCCCCACUGGCGUGAGGCAAUGGAGGAGGAAUUUGGGGCCCUCAUCCGCAACAAGACAUGGCGUCUCACUCCCAGGCCCACACACUCAGCCCCAGUCAUCGGCUGCAAGUGGGUAUUUCGUAUUAAGACGCACCCUGACGGUACGGUGCAAAAGUAUAAGGCAAGACUCGUUGCCAAAGGGUUCCAUCAGAAAGAGGGUAUCAACUUUGAUCAGGUCUUCAGUCCCGUGGCUAAACCAACCACCAUUAGAGUAGUGUUGAGUAUUGCACUUGCAAGAGGCUGGAAAGUUCGCCAGUAUGACUUCAACAAUGCUUUUCUUAACGGUGAUUUAGAGGAAGAAGUUUUUAUGUCUCAGCCUGAAGGCUUUAUUUCAUCUGCCUACCCUCACCAUGUCUGUCACCUCCAACGCUCCCUUUAUGGUCUCAAGCAGGCUCCAAGAGCCUGGUUCACAAAACUUAAACAUACUCUUCACUCAUUUGGCUUUCAGAACACCAGAUCCGACACUACUCUCUUUACCAAGCUCACUGCCACCUCGGCUACUUUCAUCCUCGUGUAUGUUGAUGACAUCCUAAUCACUGGCUCUUCGGACUCUGAAAUUCAGAACCUGGUCAAGCAAUUACACUCUACUUUCUCUCUCAAAGACCUUGGUGAGAUGAGCUAUUUUUUGGGCAUUGAAGUGGUGAGACACCAUGAUGCUGAAAUUCACCUUUCCCAAACCAAAUAUGUCACAGACCUUCUCCACAAGGCUGGAAUGCCCAAUGCAAAACCGAUGCCUACUCCCAUGACCUCUGGUUUAAAACUCUCAGCCCAUGGAGGGGAACCCUUCUCUAAGCCAGCCCUGUACCGGUCUCUUGUUGGAGGGCUCCAAUAUGCUACAAUCACACGUCCUGAGAUCUCCUACGCCGUCAACAAGGUCUCUCAGUUCAUGCAUUGUCCUCUUGAAACCCAUUGGAAGGCCGUAAAGCGGAUUUUACGCUAUCUUGCUGGGACAGUCCACCAUGGUCUUCGCUUUCAGAAAUCCGAAGAUUGUAGGCUGUAUGGUUUUUGUGACUCGGACUGGGGAAGUGAUGUGGAUGACAGAAAAUCAACCAGUGGAUUUUGUGUGUAUCUAGGACCAAAUCUUGUCUCUUGGUCUAGCCGAAAGCAACCUGUAGUUUCCAAGAGUUCAACGGAAGCAGAGUACCGAAGUCUUGCUGCAGGGCUCACAGAAAUCAUAUGGAUCCAAAAUCUUCUUGCUGAGAUGCAUGUUGUAUGCACAGCCACACCAAGUCUGUACUGUGACAGCCAAAGUGCAGUCCUACUAGCUGCCAACCCUGUGCUGCACAACAAGAGCAAACACUUUGAGUUGAACCUCCAUUUUGUUCGAGACUAUGUCACCCAAAAGAAGAUCACCAUCCAGCAUAUCCCAGCUCAGGACCAGAUUGCUGACACACUGACCAAACCCCUCUCAGCACCACAGUUUGUGCAGCUCAGAACCAAACUUCGAGUGACUGUAAGAAACCAAGAUAGCAAACCCAUAAAGUAG
Messenger RNA from Arachis ipaensis, 4788 nucleotides. The record is from RefSeq and is a predicted model, not a curated record. NCBI's taxonomy places the organism in Eukaryota, Viridiplantae, Streptophyta, Magnoliopsida, Fabales, Fabaceae.